Peronospora farinosa is the source of this 405-nucleotide messenger RNA. NCBI's taxonomy places the organism in Eukaryota, Oomycota, Peronosporomycetes, Peronosporales, Peronosporaceae. The record is from the annotation of a GenBank genome assembly.
AUGCCUGUAACGCGAGGAAGAGCGCGUAUGAUGGAGAACGAAGAAGAAGACGUAGAGGAAGAACCGUCGCAGCAGAUGCAGGAGUCACAAGACGAACUGGAGCAGCAGGCUCCGACCACAAUGGAAGAACCAAAAGUGGUCAACUUGAAGGACAUGGCCAAGCAGUUGACAAAUACACUCAAGCAUCUGCUGACCACGCACCGUCAGCUGGAGAAUGAUGCAGCCAUGAUACAGGCUGGAAUAGACGAGCUGCAUCGUAUGCAAGAAGACCGAGCGGAGCGUAUCGUUAAACGGCUCAAGAACGCAAGCUCGACGAUCCUUACCUUUGGCGAUGCUAACGAAGACGCACAUAGAGAGCGUCCUGAACACGACGGUGAAGACUACGAAGACGAGAUGAUGAAUUAG